AUGACCUCGAACAGUACCUCACGACUGCGCAGCUGGCUGCUGGCGUCUCCUCCCGCCGAAUGGAUGCUCAACCAGCUACGUGAGCUGCUUAUCGGUGCACUGCGACAAGGUGCAAUUCCCAAACAUGUGGCCUUUGUCAUGGACGGCAACCGCCGCUUCGCAAAGAACCACCGAAUGGAAACAGUAGAAGGACACAACCUGGGUUUCGAAGCCCUCGCGAGAAUACUUGAGGUGUGCUAUAAGGCUGGAGUGACCCAUGUCACCAUCUAUGCUUUCAGCAUUGAGAAUUUCAAGCGGUCCAAGUACGAAGUGGAUGGCCUGAUGGACAUGGCCAAGGUAAAGCUCAAGCAGCUUGUGCAACAUGGUGAUCUGCUCGAUCGCUACGGAGCAAAAAUUCGAAUUCUCGGUCAAAGAGAGCUCAUCAAGCCAGAUGUCUUGGAGGCUGUUGACAGAGCGGUCAGCAUGACGAGCCGUAACGGCGACUGCGUACUCAACGUCUGCUUCCCAUAUACCAGCCGAGAAGAAAUUACCAAUGCGGUACGGACAACAGUGGAUGACUGGUGUACGCCUGUGGCGAGCCGGACUGGCGAUGCGGAGAGGAAGAGCCCAUUUAAGGAAGAGCGGAUAGCCAAUACGAUAAGGUCGCAUGCUUUGGAGAGUCACAGUGCACAGGCCGAUGCAGAUGAAAAGAAGCCUCAUACGUCCGCUCCGGCGCCGAUAGACGCUCACACUCCUGGCUCACCCACGUCCAGCACGACGUCCCUCUCCUCUCACGACACCUCUGCGCAUACCGAAGACCAAGACACCGCUUCUUCGGUCAUGUCCUCGACCACGCUGCACUCCCCUUCUAAUCAACAAAAGACGGUCGAUCCCGCCGCUCUGCCAUCACCUGAGCUCAUCACGCCAGAGACUCUGACCAACCACAUGUACACUGCUGGCGACCCGCCUAUUGACCUUUUGGUCCGGACUUCAGGAGUGUCCCGCUUGUCGGACUUUAUGCUCUGGCAGUGCCAUGAGAACACUCAAAUCGUCUUCCUCGAGGUUCUUUGGCCCGACUUUGAUCUGUGGAGCUUCUUGCCUGUACUAUGGGGCUGGCAAUGGCGAAUCCGAAAGCAGAAAGAGGCUGAAAUGGAGGAAGCGCAGCGCACUCUACAGCAGGAAAAGAUCACGGCGAGGGGGGUGAAAUUCGCGUAG
Molecule: messenger RNA, 1194 nt
Organism: Cyphellophora europaea CBS 101466
Lineage: Eukaryota; Fungi; Ascomycota; Eurotiomycetes; Chaetothyriales; Cyphellophoraceae
Product: di-trans,poly-cis-decaprenylcistransferase
Exons: 1
Coding region: 1-1194 (397 amino acids)
Cellular component (GO): membrane; dehydrodolichyl diphosphate synthase complex; lipid droplet
Molecular function (GO): ditrans,polycis-polyprenyl diphosphate synthase [(2E,6E)-farnesyl diphosphate specific] activity
Source: RefSeq, a predicted model, not a curated record